Molecule: messenger RNA, 1926 nt
Organism: Talaromyces amestolkiae
Lineage: Eukaryota; Fungi; Ascomycota; Eurotiomycetes; Eurotiales; Trichocomaceae
Exons: 4
Coding region: 1-1926 (641 amino acids)
Biological process (GO): positive regulation of transcription from RNA polymerase II promoter by galactose
Cellular component (GO): nucleus
Molecular function (GO): zinc ion binding; DNA-binding transcription factor activity, RNA polymerase II-specific; RNA polymerase II cis-regulatory region sequence-specific DNA binding
Source: RefSeq, a predicted model, not a curated record
AUGGCAACGAACGACAAGCGAAGCGCGGCCAACUUUGAGGCACACGACUUUGAACCGCGGAAACGGGGCAAAUACACCCAAGUCGCAUGUAAUGAGUGCAAGCGCCGGAAGCUGAAAUGUAGCGGUGAGGAUAUAUGCAAGCGAUGCGCAUCGAAUCGCGUUUCUUGUGUAUAUGCCGUAUCUCGGCCAACUGCAUACGAGGAAAAUAAUGCUGAAAACCAUCAGCAUCAACGAAAUCAUUCCCCAUCGAGGCUGGAAUCAUUGGAAAGUCGCAUGUCAUCGAUGCAAAGGCAGCUGGAUCUUAUGUCCAAUGAAAUCCGAAUACUACGGCGAAGAUCGAAGCCACCUCAGCAACAUUUCCGAACAACAAAUAGAGCUCACAAACCUACUGACUCCCGAUGGGCGAGCCGAGCUCCAGUUUCGCCUAGCUAUGUUGGUCCAACGAGCAGUGAAUUCGGUCUGAAUGUCCCCAAUGAUGACUUACCGGACAUGGAUGAAACGGAAACUUCAGAACUAGUGCAACCGUCUUCCUCAAACAGUCCCUAUGUACCGCCAGUGGUGCCAGAAGAGCAAAGAAAGAGAACAGAUAUCUCACGAAGUAAUCCCCUACUAUCGCUCGACGAGACCGACGCUCUUCGGCUUGUCGAUAUUUACGAUGAGGCUGUUGGAACGAUGUAUCCUGUCGUGGACCUCAAAAGUAUACGAGAGUACAUUGUUGACUACUACAGCCAACACUCGAACGAUGCCGCUGGUCACAUGUCCCCACCCCAAAGCGGGAAUGAGGACUGGUGGUUUUCGGCGCGUGAUACAGAAGUCUUGAAACUUGUGCUUGCUUUGGGUCUAAUAUCGGAAUCGCCUGGUCAAAGCGAGCUCGGGAAUAUACUUGCUGCGAGCGCUGAAGAUACCUUUGCCACGACUCGGACGCAGGUACCUGAGGUCGAUAUGAAAGAGUUGAUUAUCUUAACAUUGGUGGCUGAGCACCACACGUACCUAGACUGUAUGAUUUCAUAUUGCCGAGUUGGAGGCAACAUAUGGGAUCUAAUGAUCGGCUGGGGUAGCACAGCCAAAGCAGUGGCAUCCGACAAUGAAUCCUUUUUGAACUUUCAGAUACAUCAAUGGCAAGAAUCCAUACCGUCCGAGUUCCGCUUGGAUGAUCUGCAGGGCGAAUGGGCGCCUACUAUGAGAGACGCACGUCUGGCAACACCCCGAAUCCUCCUACAUUUACGCGCAAAUCACAUGAGAAUACUUAUUUACAAACAGAACCUUCUGAGCGCUCAGUCAAUCAGAAACAAUUUUUCAGGCGCGAACGUUGCCGUCGCGAAUGCAAAGAACACGAUACAAGCACUAAGCAAUCCCAGCUAUGUCUCGGCGAUCUAUUCCCAACGGCCGCAACCGUUCGAUCGGUUCCUCUUUUCAGCGCUAGCAACACUUUUUCUAGCCAUGUUUCAUUACCCGGAUUACUUUGUAAACGUCUGUCGCGACAGUUUCUCUGAGGCAUUGAAUACAUUGAAACGGUCAUCCACUCGAGGGAGACAUUCUCGACGACUUCGCAAGGUCAUCAAAAAUCUCAAAAGACUUGACACUAACCAACCGUCUACUCGGUCCAAUGUCCUUGCAACAACAAUUGAUGCUGAUCAAGCAGAUGCAAUUGAUCCUAAAACGGCAGCAAAUGUUCAACCCACUGAUAUCGACCAUUCGAUUUAUUCACUUCCUCCAUCGCUAGUCAAUGAAACUACACCAGAUGACUACAGUGACCUAACCAACUUUUUUGAGUUUGCUGGCGACUUUUUCAUGGAUCCUCAACUCGGCAAUCGUGGCGAGGUUGAUCAAACGAAUUCUUUGCUGAACGAACAAUUACAGAACUCGCUGGAUAUGUUUCAUGUUGAGGAUGAGACUUUGACCAGAUUGAUGAUGGGACUGUUAUGA